Molecule: messenger RNA, 2264 nt
Organism: Rhagoletis pomonella (apple maggot)
Lineage: Eukaryota; Metazoa; Arthropoda; Insecta; Diptera; Tephritidae
Product: BRCA1-associated protein
Exons: 6
Coding region: 416-1996 (526 amino acids)
Biological process (GO): Ras protein signal transduction; protein ubiquitination
Cellular component (GO): cytoplasm
Molecular function (GO): zinc ion binding; ubiquitin protein ligase activity
Source: RefSeq, a predicted model, not a curated record
AAAUAUUGCAAAAUCUGACGUUUGAUUUCUCCAAAUUAUUUAUUCUGUUUACAUUUCUCGAUAAAAUAAAUAAAAGAAAAAGAACUCUGUUUUAAGUGGUGAAGUAUUGCAGAAACAAAGAAAAUUAAAUAAAAAUCAGACAACAAGAAAUGCAUGAUAAAAACAUGACCAAAUGAAAUAAAAAUUAAAAAGUGCAAAAUCCCACAGAGAAAAGUGCGUCGGAUGUUACACAAAAUAAACAACUGACGAAAGUUCUGGAAAAAGUGCAUAAAAACUGCAACAAUAUUGUAAUAAUAACAACCAAUGCCCACUCAGGUAUCUCUCUGCGUUAUCAAAAUCGAAAUUGAUCCACAACUGAAUGAGGAUUUAGGUGCAGCCUGGUGCAACCUCCGCUGAGCAUCCUACAAACCCGCGCAUGCUAAAGGAGCGCGAGCGUGACCGUGGCUUGCGACAAUCUAGAGAAAUUAUAAUCGAAACCUACACAAAUCAGUUGUGGGCUGGUCAAGAACAGCUGCAGCCAGUAACAAAAAUCGAGCAACAGGCAGGUGGUGCGAUGAUGGAAAUGAGCGCUGAACGUAAGCGAAAUUUUCGUGCUACAGCUAGUGGUUCACGUGAGGCCACACCACUCGAGGAAGGGCAGUGUGCACCUGAAUUUCCAAAGGAGAUUGGUUUCUACUCUGGCAAUCCGGAAGUAACUAAUGGUAUAGUGCACUUGUACAAGAAAAAUGAGCGCAAGGAGUUAAAGGAGGGCCCAUCGGACAUUCUUUGUCUUCUCGCGGUGCCUGCAAGUGUAAACUGCCAUGACUUGCUGGACUUCGUGGCGCCCUGUCAGUCAGAAAUGCGUCACAUACGCAUUGUGCGAGAUGGUAGCCCCAAUCAGUUUAUGGUGAUACUAGAAUUUCGCUCAAAUACCGCUGCUUUGGAAUUCUACCAGUCCUACAAUGGCGCCGCUUAUAAUUUGCUUGAACCAGACUCACUCUGUCACGCCGUUUGGGUGUCGGAAAUAGAACGCGGUGGCAAUGCUGGGCCACCAGCUGGCCACACCGAGCUGCCUAAUUGCCCAGUCUGUCUUGAGCGCAUGGAUGAGAGCGUCGAUGGCGUCUUGACCAUACUCUGCAAUCAUGCCUUUCACGCAAACUGCCUUAUCAAAUGGGGUGAUUCGACGUGCCCAGUGUGCCGCCAUGUGCAGACCCCAGAAUUGCUUGAGAACUCUGUUUGUAUGGAAUGUGAGGGCACAGAUUCACUAUGGAUUUGUCUGAUUUGUGGUCAUGUUGGUUGUGGGCGUUAUCAAGGUGGUCAUGCUGCAGCACACUAUCGCGCUACUAACCACACUUUCGCCAUGCAGUUGGGCACUUCUAGUGUUUGGGAUUAUGCAGGUGACAAUUUUGUACAUCGGCUCUUUCAAAAUAAGACUGACGGCAAGCUGGUAGCUACUGCCAAUGAUGAGGGUGAAGAAAAGAUUGAUUCAAUGCAGUUGGAGUUCACAUAUUUACUCACUUCGCAAUUGGAUACGCAACGUCAAUACUAUGAAGAUCGCUUGGAUCGUAUAGAGAAAGAAUGGCGCGACUUCAAGUCAGGAGCCGAUAAUGCCAGCAGCAAAGUCAGCGCCUUGGAACAGAAAGUACUAACCCUGACCAAGGAAAAGCAGGCUCUGGAGCGCAAGUUGGCGCAGAAUACUACAAAAUUGAAAGAAGUACAAAAGCAGCUCGCCGAGGAAAGUGAAUUCUCUAAAACUCUACAAAGCAAUCACAGCUCUUGGCAGACUAAAUAUGCAGCACUUGAAAAACAAUACAAGGACUACAAAGAAGCGCGUGAGGCUGAACUCAACGAUGUCAAGGAGCAACUGCGCGAUAUAAUGUUUUAUAUGCAGGCACAGAGCAAGAUUGCUGAUUCUGAGCUAAAAGACGAAAUUGUUGGUGGCACGGUGGUAGUGCCGGAAGUAGAUGCUGCUAGCACUUCGACUGGCAAAGGCGGCAGGCGCAAGAAGAAACACUAAAAUGCUUUUAAUAAUUAUUCUCAUUUAAACUUUAUUGCAUUAGACAUUUUAGUUGGUUUUUGUAAUUGCAUUAAUAGAGUUUUUACUGUCUGAAGCAUAUUUUCAUAGACUUAGUAAUUAAACGUGCAUAUACACAUACAUACUAACAUUCAAAUUAACUAAAGUAAAUGCUAUAUCAUGUAAGUUAACUUUUUAGAACCAGAUUAAACCUUUGUAAUGUGAUUGCUGAUUUUAUAAAUGUGCAUACCAACCUUCAUGCAAACAUACA